UUGAAGCUAUUCUUUGAUUCUUUCACUUAUAAUUCUCUGACCUAGAGAGAGAGAGAGAGAGAGAGAGAGAGAGAGAUGGGAAUAUCGGACAAUGCGAAGGGGCUGAUACUAGCGGUGGCGUCGAGUGUGUUCAUUGGGACGAGCUUCAUCUUGAAGAAGAAAGGUCUUAAACGAGCUGGUUCCACUGGUACUCGUGCAGGAGUAGGAGGUUAUACUUAUUUGCUAGAGCCACUUUGGUGGGCAGGCAUGGUGACAAUGAUCGUUGGAGAGGUUGCAAACUUUGUGGCUUAUGUCUAUGCUCCAGCAGUUCUAGUAACCCCACUUGGUGCACUGAGUAUAAUUAUCAGUGCUGUUUUGGCUCACUUCUUGUUGAAGGAACGCCUGCAGAAGAUGGGUGUUGUAGGAUGUGUAUCCUGCAUUGUGGGAUCAGUUAUAAUUGUAAUCCAUGCACCUCAGGAGCACACUCCAAGUUCUGUACAAGAAAUCUGGAUCUUGGCGACACAACCAGCCUUUCUAAUAUAUGUUGUAGCUUCACUUUCAAUAGUGCUGGCCUUUAUUUUGCACUUUGAACCUCGCUGUGGGCAGACAAAUAUACUAAUCUACUUGGGAAUUUGUUCUUUAAUGGGUUCACUUACGGUUGUAAGCAUAAAGGCCAUUGGAAUUGCAAUUAAGCUUACAUUGGAGGGAGUAAGUCAAAUGGCUUAUCCUCAGACUUGGUUUUUUUUCACUGUAGCGCUCAUCUGCGUCAUUACACAAUUAAAUUACCUGAACAAGGCAUUGGACACAUUCGAUGCAGCAAUUGUUUCUCCAGUAUAUUAUGUAAUGUUCACAACUCUGACUAUCAUUGCUAGUGCCAUAAUGUUCAAGGAUUGGUCAGGUCAGACUGUCAGCAGCAUUGCCUCUGAGAUAUGUGGAUUCAUCACUGUGCUUUCAGGAACAAUCAUACUUCAUGCGACCAGAGAACAGGAGCCACGUCCUGCUCUAGGGACUGUAACGUGGUACGUUAGUGGGGAUUCAGUGAAGAGUUUUGAAGAUGAACAUUUGAUCACCAUACGUAAUUCAGAAGGUCUUGAACAAUGAGUUUUUCUUGCAAGAGAAAUUAUCCACUGGCCAUGGCGCGAAGUAACCUGCAACUUGUUAAGAUAUUGCUUGUGCAGAAUGAUGAGCUCCUUAUUUUCUCUAGACAAACCUUGGGAUAUCAAUAGUUGGUUGCAACAUAUCUUCCCUUGUUCAUGAGAAGCCAGGGGACAAGGUCCUUGGAACGCCUGAAUCUAUGGUUGAUGCGCUAUAGUUUUUUCACUCAAAAUGGUGGUUGGAGCUGUAUCAGCAUUCAGCAGGAAGUGGAGAUACCGAAAAUGAGCUGAUGGCAGGUUUCAUCAUCUAUAAUAAACAGUUCAGGAUUUUUUGCUGUACAUAUUGAUGGUUCAGUUGAGGGUUUAUAUCGUUCGAUUCUUUUUUCACUUUUGAGUUUGUUUAAUUUAGUGUUUUUUACUUGAUCAAUUUUCAGCAUAAAGUUCCGUGAUCAUUAAUUAAUAGUAACAUAGUUAAAAGAUCGAAUACAUGCCAAUUGAAUUGGCAAAACCAACUGGAUGAGCUUGUUUGGAUUAAACAUCAUGUUGUGGUUUGAACUUUAAAGCUGCGGAGUAGCAAUAAUUAUAGAUAUAAUAUACAUGCAUCGUUACUUUUACAACAUAUGGAUCACAUGAUUUUCUGUUGGAUCCACAGACUAA
Quercus lobata is the source of this 1730-nucleotide messenger RNA. Its product is annotated as probable magnesium transporter NIPA6. Gene Ontology annotation, biological process: magnesium ion transport. Gene Ontology annotation, molecular function: magnesium ion transmembrane transporter activity. Gene Ontology annotation, cellular component: membrane. Bases 76 to 1080 code for a protein of 334 amino acids. The transcript has 9 exons. Lineage: Eukaryota; Viridiplantae; Streptophyta; Magnoliopsida; Fagales; Fagaceae. The record is from RefSeq and is a predicted model, not a curated record.